Fusarium venenatum is the source of this 279-nucleotide messenger RNA. The record is from RefSeq and is a predicted model, not a curated record. Lineage: Eukaryota; Fungi; Ascomycota; Sordariomycetes; Hypocreales; Nectriaceae.
AUGCCGGUGAAGGACACUUGUCUGGGUCCUUUGGUGACUUGUUUUGACUUGGGCAAUGCUCAAAGAGGCGUUUGUCUACCGCAGACUGAACAGGCCUGCGGCCUUGUACCGCGUAUCACGCAGACGGAAGAAGUAGCCACUUUACCCGAUAUGCCAGAAAUGGAUGAGAUGAGAGGCGAUGAAUAUGAAGACCAACGAAACUCUGAUACGUACCAUGAGGAAGCAAAGUGCUGGCAACUUGGAGCUCUGUACGCCCAAUCUUUCAUAGAUAACAUAUGA